Molecule: messenger RNA, 600 nt
Organism: Camellia sinensis
Lineage: Eukaryota; Viridiplantae; Streptophyta; Magnoliopsida; Ericales; Theaceae
Source: RefSeq, a predicted model, not a curated record
AUGAAUGCUUUUUAUGAUUUCAUCAAGAAAUCGUUGCACAUUGAUGUUAGCAAAACCCAAUUGUUUGAAAAAGUGAGGAGGUUGAAGAAGAAGUAUAAGAACAAUGCUAGCAAGAGUAAAAUGGGCGAGGAUCGGAUUUUUUCGAAGGCUCAUAAACAAAAAACGUAUGAAUUGUCGAAAAAGAUAUGGUUUGGUGGAGCUAAGUCUAUAGGUGUUGAUAGUGCAAAGGUUAAUGGGAAAGCAAAGAAUAAUCAGAGUCAAAGAGCUAUUGCAGCUUCACCAAGGGGGUCUGAUCCGCUCGUUGAUAUGAAUGCUUUUUAUGAUUUCAUCAAGAAAUCGCUGCACAUUGAUGUUAGCAAAACCCAAUUGUUUGAAAAAGUGAGGAGGUUGAAGAAGAAGUAUAAGAACAAUGCUAGCAAGAGUAAAAUGGGCGAGGAUCGGAUUUUUUCGAAGGCUCAUAAACAAAAAACGUAUGAAUUGUCGAAAAAGAUAUGGUUUGGUGGAGCUAAGUCUAUAGGUGUUGAUAGUGCAAAGGUUAAUGGGAAAGCAAAGAAUAAUCAGAGUCAAAGAGCUAUUGCAGCUUCACCAAGGGGUUGGUAG